AUGCCUCCUAUCACCACAGGGAAGCCUACAGCCACCUCAGCUACCACAGUUCCUCCUACAACCACAGUGGAGCCUAUAGCCUCCUCAGCUUCCACAGCUCCACCCACUACCACUGAGCCUCCUACCGCCUCCUCAGCUGCCACAAUUACUUCUACCACCACAGAAAAAGAAGCCUACAGCGUCCUCAGCUGCCACAGUUCCUCCUAUGACCACAGAGGAGCCUACAGCCUCUUCAGCUUCCACAGCUCCACCCAUUACUACCGAACCUCCUACAGUCUCCUCAGCUACCACAGUUCGGAAGCCUACAGCCUCCUCAGCUACCACACUUCCUCUUACGACCACAGAAAAGCCUACUCCAUCCUCAGCCACAAUGGCUCCACCGACAAAGACGGGGCCACCUACUACCUCCUCAGAUGUCCCACCAACCCUUGCCAAGAGGAUUCCUGUAAGGGUGGUUCUUCGUGUGUGAGUCUGAAUGAUACAUUUUUCUGCCUGUGUCCAGAAGGGCAAUACUAUAACUCUUCCACAUGCAGUAAAGGAAAGAUAUUCCCUGGUACAAUUACAUUCAAAACAUCAAAUAUAGAGGACUUGAAAGAUGAAAAUUCUGUGGCCUAUCAAAAAUUACAUUUUGAAAUUACUGAAUUUUUUAAAAAGGCAUUUAACAAUUCUGAUUACGGACAGACUGUAAUUGUUAAAAUAAGUCUUAGGACAUCUGCAGCAAGAUCUGAAUUGCGUGCUGGUGACAAGGAUGUUGACGUAGAAGUAGUAAACAUCUUUAAGGAAACUACAGAACUAAAUGAGACUACAGUAUCUAAUGCAAUUACAAAAGCAAUUGAAGACAAUGCAGAUGUCUUUACAGGAUAUACUGAGCAAGACCGGUGUGACUACUAUGGUUGUGAGAAGAAGAAUGACCAGGACAACUGCUCCAGUGGUUUACUGUGUCAGUGCAAACAGGGGCUGGUGAGGCCCAACCCGCAGAUCCCCAUGUGUGUCGCCUUCGGUCCAACCUGCGAUGACACCUGCAACGCAGAGAACAAGCGGCAAUGUUUAGUGAGGAGCAGCACGAGCGUGGACUGCGUGUGCCUGCCGGGCUACCGGGAGGACAGUCACGGGGCCUGUCAACCGUGUGCAUUUGGCUACAGCGGAGUUGGCUGUAAAGACAAUUUUCAGCUGAUCCUCACCAUCGUGGGUACCAUUGCUGGCAUCCUCAUCCUCGGUGUAGUGACUGCAUUCAUCUUCUCGAUAAGAUUAAAGAUCAAAGGCAAGAAUAUGGAAGAACAGAACUUGGUUGAGAAUGAAUUUCAAAAUCUGAGACUACAGGAGAUGACCGGCUUUAGCAAUCUCGGAGCAGAUGGGAGCAUCUUCCCUAAAGUCAUCAAGCUGAACCUCUCCGAAGACAGUCAGCCACAGAGUCUCUAUACAGACCAGGCUAGUACACCACGGCCCAACUAUUAG
Molecule: messenger RNA, 1455 nt
Organism: Camelus dromedarius (Arabian camel)
Lineage: Eukaryota; Metazoa; Chordata; Mammalia; Artiodactyla; Camelidae
Product: mucin-13
Exons: 13
Coding region: 1-1455 (484 amino acids)
Biological process (GO): heart development
Source: RefSeq, a predicted model, not a curated record